UCCUCCGUCAACGGCUUCGACGUCCACGGCUGCGACCUCGACCUGCACCUGGAGCUGGGGGGCCAGGACGGGGACCCCCAAAACCGGGAGACCCCAAACGGGGACCCCCAGAGCCCAGAAACCCCAAAUGGGGACCCCCAAAACUGGGAGACCUCAAACGGGGACCCCCAGAGCCAGGAGAUCUCAAACGGGGACCCCCAAAACCGGGAGACCCCAAACGGGGACCCCCAGAGCCCAGAGACCCCAAAUGGGGACCCCCAAAACCGGGAGACCCCAAACGGGGACCCCCCUCCCAGUGGGUCCCUUUUGGGGGACAAGGACCCCCCCAUAAAGGGGUCUCUUUUGGGGUCCGAGGGGUCACUUUUGGGGUCCGGGGGGUCCCAUUUGGGGGACAGGGUGGACCCCCCUUCCAGGGAGUCCCUUUUGGAGUCCGAGGGGUGCAUUUUGGGGUCUGGGGGGUGCAUUUUGGGGUCUGGAGGGUCCGUUUUGGGGGACAAAGGGUCCCAUUUGGGGUCCGAGGGGUCCCAUUUGGGGUCCGGGGGGUCCCAUUUGGGGUCCGAGGGGUCCCAUUUGGGGUCCGAGGGGUCUCUUUUGGGGUCCGAGGGGUCCCUUUUGGGGGACAGAGACCCCUCCCUGGACGGGUCCCUUUUAGGGGACGAGGCCGCUCCUCCCUCGGGCUCAGACUCCGAGGGUUCCCUGUCGGGGGCUGAAUCCCCCGAGCCCGGGGGGUCCCUUUUGGGGUGCGGGGGGUCCCUUUUGGGGCGGGGGGCUCCCCCCGAGCAGCUGCUGGCUCUGGUGGGCGCGGUGCUGCGGCGCUGCGUGCCGGGGGUCCGGGGGGUCCGGGCCGUGCCCGGGGCUCGGCGGCCCGUGGUCAAAUUCAGCCACAAACAGUCGGGACUGGCCGGAGACGUGUGCCUGGACAACCGGUACGGGACUGGGAGCGACUGGGGGGGGGUCGCAGCCCCCUGGGGACCCCCGGCACGACCCCCGCCCGUUUUUCCCGCAGGGAACCGGGCCGGGGGCGGACCCCUCCUCACCAAUUACGCUCUGACCUUGCUGGUGGUGCUGUUCCUGCAGAGCCGCAGCCCCCCCGUGCUGCCCUCGGUGCGGCGCCUCCGACACCUCGCGGGACCCCGGGACCGUGCCCAGGUUGGGGGGUGGGAUUGCAGCUUCCCCCGGGACGCGGCCGAGCUGGAGCCCAGCGGCAACACCCAGAGCGCCGCCUCCCUCCUGGCCGAAUUCUUCUCCUAUUUCGGGAGCCUGGAUCUGGGGGGGCUCCUCCUGUCCCCCCUGGAGGGCCGGGCUCUGCCGCGACCCCCGCCCGGGACCCCCGGGGGGCUCCGCCCGGGCCCCCUGACCCUGCAGGACCCCUUCGAGCUCAGCCACAACGUGGCCGCCAAUGUCACCCCGCGCACGGUGUCGCGAUUCGUGCGCUGCUGUCGCGACGCCGCCCGCCUCUGUCGCGGCCCCGAGUUCCUGCAGAAGUCGCGGAGGGGCCGCCCUUGGGGCGUGAUGCGGCUGCUCCAGCCCGGUAACCCCGGCAGUUCCCAGGGGAAAUUCCUCAUCCCGGUGCCGCUGCGGGCUCCGGGGGUCCCGCGGAGCGAGGUGUGCGCGGCCGUGGGCUUCGUGCUCAGGGAGGUGCUGGGCUGCGGCUGCGAGCCCGAGGGGGAGCCGGGGGAGGCGGAACCGGGAGCCGGGAGACACCGGGAGGGGGAUUUGGGGGUCCUGGGAGCACCGGGGGGUGAGGAGGAGCUGCUCUCGGAUCCGGGAGAGCCAGAACCGGGAGCCGGGAGUCACCGGGAGGGGGAUUUGGGGGUCCCGGGAGCA
Messenger RNA from Parus major (Great Tit), 1827 nucleotides. RefSeq names its product speckle targeted PIP5K1A-regulated poly(A) polymerase. Gene Ontology annotation, molecular function: poly(A) RNA polymerase activity. The transcript is spliced from 4 exons. The record is from RefSeq and is a predicted model, not a curated record. The annotation marks the transcript as partial. Gene Ontology annotation, cellular component: mitochondrion. Lineage: Eukaryota; Metazoa; Chordata; Aves; Passeriformes; Paridae.